Molecule: messenger RNA, 1263 nt
Organism: Trypanosoma theileri
Lineage: Eukaryota; Euglenozoa; Kinetoplastea; Trypanosomatida; Trypanosomatidae
Exons: 1
Coding region: 1-1263 (420 amino acids)
Source: RefSeq, a predicted model, not a curated record
AUGGGAUUUCCCGAGCAUAUUUCAGUUAAGGGACGCAAAAAAAGAGAACAAAUUUCUUCUUUCAUGAUGCUUCUACGCCAAGUAUUCUUCUUUGUUGCCUUAUUGGUGAGCUGCACCUCGGUGUGUGUUUUGGCUCAAACGGUUCAGUCUGAGACAUUGGUUGAGGAGCAAGUUCAGAGUCUUGCUCUUUCUUCUUGCACUGAUGGUUCUGCUGCUACUUGUCAUUCUGCUUCUCAGAGAGAUCCUACUCCUCCUGGUCAUGCUAAGGAAUCUCGUGAGUGCAAAGGUGGUUCUACUGGUCCCACUUGUGUUUCUCCUGAACCGGCACAACCUGCUCUACGUAUUACUGAAGGAAACGAUGGCCAUGCAAAUGGUACAAAAGGUCCCACUGGUGCUUCUGGUGAAAGAGGAGAUGCUGCGGCGGGUGCAGCUAGAUCUGGUGGUGGUGGUUCUUCUUCUUCUUCUUCUGCUCCUCCUCCAGGUCAACUACCACCCCCUGGUAGUGAGGGUACUUGUUCUUCUGGUACUAAUUGUAAUACCGGCCGUAGUGAUUCUGAACCUUCUCGUACUAAAUGUGCGGAACCUUCGGGUACGGAUGGUUGCAUUACCAAUGGUCCUACCACUGAAGACAGUUGUCGUGGUGGAUCUGGUGAUACAGAUUGUACACAACAACAGCAGAAACCGGGUCUAAGUACAAGUACUCGUAGAGAAGAAGGUCAGGACAACGGUAUUCCAGGUCCCUCUGGUGCUGCUGGUGGAAAAGGAGAAGCAUUGGCUGGUUUACCUGGAUCUGGUGCUGUUGCUUCUUCUUCUUCUUCAGACCCUUCUGCUCCUGGUCCUACUCCUCCUGCUAAGCUUUCUGGGGAAAGUUCUGUAGAGCCUUCGGGUGAUGGCCAAGCUGGAAGCAACGGCAACCAUACACCACCUGAAGGUGAAAAUGGAGAUAACCGUGUAACUGCGGAGACACAACCUUCUGCUGACUCUCCAAACACUUCGUCCACAGGGAGUUCCGAUGUUUCUGAUGCUACAACGGUUGGGAAUGACACUACACCUGCUGAGGGUGAGUCAUCAAGCAACCAACAAGAUGUGGAAACUGCAGACACCACCACUUCAACCACCACCACCACAAUAACAACACUUCCUCCUGAGUCUGCAAACAACAAGAAGGGUGAUGCAGACAGCAGCACCAGUAUCAGCAGUUCUGUGUGGGUGCGUGUGCCACUACUGAUUGUGGUAGCACUGGCCUGUAUUCUUGUGUGCUGA